Messenger RNA from Paramuricea clavata, 9388 nucleotides. NCBI's taxonomy places the organism in Eukaryota, Metazoa, Cnidaria, Anthozoa, Malacalcyonacea, Plexauridae. The record is from the annotation of a GenBank genome assembly.
AGCACACUGCUAUUGAUAAAAAAUAAUACACACAUGACAAUGAAUCGAUCGUUCCUUGCAUAAACCAGACAAAAACAUAGAUAAUGAGAUCUUUUACUGUAUGUCUGCAUCCAGUUCCCUAACCUUAUUCUAUUGGCUAUGAUGUAAUACUACAUUUGUAGGUCUUAUUUUUACGUAUAGUCAUGAAAAAAAUCGUGUGUUUUGUUUACUUUAUAAUCUUCGGAAUUCUGAAUAAUCUUACCCUGAAAAUGCAGGAAAUCGUAUUUCAGGGACUCUAGAUUUCAAAAAUUUUCCGGGGGGGCAUGCCCCCGGACCCCCCUAGAAGUGUCUCGCGCCUUCAACGCUCGAAAAUCCCCCCCACUUUUAAAAGGCUGGCGCCGCCACUGCUUGUAACGAUUCUCUUCGAACGCUUUAUGAACUGUAAAACGAUAGCGAAUGACACGGCUAGAUGUUUUAAGACACGGUAGGGUUGUAUUCGAAUGAUGGCCACUUCCAAACAGGGCUCGCGUUCUUUAUAUGCUUGUCGUGUACGGCAACUUUAUCCGGCAAUAAUCGGGAUCAGCUUGGGUUUCGCAUUCUCAAUGUUUUAUAUUCCUGUGACGGUAGUCGAAGAACAAUGUGUUUUGGAUAUGCAAGUCACCGAAAUACAGAACACGAAAAGCCGCACAACGAACAAAAUUAAAGGAGACGAAAAGGUUGUCAUCGGUGCGACUGUGAAGCCGAAACUUUCAAAAUACGGCCCGGCUUUUCGACCUUAUUACGUGGCAAGCGAGAUCACGCAAAGGGACCGAAUUCUAGUGGGUGUUUUGGCGUCUGAAUUUAACCUUGAAUCCUUGGGUACAGCUAUUAAUAACACAUGGUUACCAGACCUACCAAGGGUCAUACUGUAUGUACCAUAUUCCAAGGAUCCAGAUUUUCAUGAGAAAUAUAACAAAGUGCUUGGCCUUCCCAUAGUACAGUUAGCUAGUGCAGAGGAAGAUCGUUCAUCAAAGACUCAAAUAUCGUUCAAAAUGUUGGAACAUAUGCAUAAGAAUUAUGAGGAUAAGUACGAUUGGUUUAUGAGGAUUGAGGAAGCGACUUAUCUUGAACCAGGUCGAUUGAUGAGGUUGGUUAAUAUGAUUAAUAGCUCAAUGAAUGUUUACAUUGGUCUUCCUGCGCCAUUCAGUUCUCGAGGUGAUUCACAGCCAACUGAUCUUUAUAAUGCGGAUCGAUACUGCCAGGGACGGGCUGGGGUUAUAAUAUCAAGGGUGACGUUGAAUGCAAUUGUACCGCACCUCGACAACUGCCUCGAACAGGCAAUGACUAAAGAAGAGGAUAUUGAACUUGGCCGAUGUCUUAAUAAACACUUGCAUCUUCAAUGUACAUGGAAUUAUGAGGUAAGUUAUAUUGUACCGGCCUCUUUGGCUAAAAUGUGAGAUAUAUUUUUAUCAGAAGAUAAAAAUAUGUCAAUGAUAAUAACUUCUUAAGGCCGGUCACACUACACAACGAUAACUUGUAUAUGCGCGCUGAUUGGUCAAAAAUUUAUUGUUGUUGUCCGACUAUGAACGAUAUUGUCAACAGAUAAUUUUAUCAUUUGUUUUUUCACCAAUUAUCACGUGUUUACAAGUUAUCGUAUCAUAAUCAUUCAUAGUGUGACCAGGCCUUUAGUAGACAAGUGCCAUUCAACAGGUCUACAGUACCAUUACAUUUUUGUGGAACUUUAAUUUAGUUGCAUUGUACACUAAUCCACCCUACUUUAUUAUUUUAUUCUGUAUAACACCAGAUGAUUUUACUCGUCACAGGUCUGAGAGCACUGGUGAUCAAUGCAUUUUAAAAUCAGACUAUCUUCCCAUGUGUGUAGUUGACUCACUAAGUUUCAUUGUGCCCUAAUGCAGUUUAUUAUUUUACUCUGUCUAACAAAAGACAAUUUUGCUCAUCGAAGAGAAAGCGCUCUGGUGCUGAAUGGGUUAACAAAUAUAAUCUGUCAAAUUGGGCUAGCAAUUAGACCGUCAGUAAAAUAAUAAAGCAUUUAGCACAUUUGGGCACAUUGCAUCUUAACCCAUUGAGUGGCUACACUCUUGACAAGUAAAAUUGUCUGGCGUUAGACAGAAUAAAAUACUAAUAAAUGUAGGGUGUAUUAGGGUGCAUUGCCACUUAAAGCAUAGGAUGCAAUUGGUUAACCCAUUGAGUGGAAGCACUCUCCACUUGACAAGUAAAAUUGCCUGGUGUUAGACAGAGUAAUUAAUACUAAAGAAUGACACAUCAUGACCCAGUGCAUUGCCACUUAAAUGGUUAAUGGGUUAACCAGAUAUGUUGAGUAAAAUGCAUCUGCCAGCGUUAGACGGAGUGACAUAAUAAAGUAGGCCGAAUUUGGGUGCAUUACAGCUUGGUAGGUAAUUAAAUACUGUAUAUUUGAAACAUAGCAUUAACCCUGACGGUACCGUAUUAACACAUAGUACAGCUCUGCUGUAAUACUUCUCCCCUAAUGGAUAAAAUCAGAUUGUGAUUAGAAAGAAGUUGGCUGAUGUUCUGUAAACCCGCGGGCCGGCCCGUACAUGAAAAGCCAUCAGUGAUGUUUUUAACAAGCAUGUAUUGUACUAUAUAAUAGCACCAUUGAAAGCACUAUUCUUACAACUACAAAGUACCCUCAAAAUGCAAGAAAUACCAUCAAUUUCAGAGACUCUAAAAUCAGCGUGCACCCUGAAACCCCAGGUUAAAUUAACAGACAGAACAAACAUUUUAGUCUGGGAUGCCGGAACCACUGGUGCAGUGGAUGCCAGUGUACUCUUCGCCUUUUGUAUUCACAACUCUAUGAGUGUGGUGCAGACUAUGGGUGCAAGGGAUGCACAGAAGAUUUAACACAAAAAGAUUAAAUUAUGUACAGUAAAUUCCUACAUGAUUUAAAUUACGUUAAUCAUUAAAUUACGUUAUAAACUGUCUUUUAGCAAAACAACGCAAACGUCGGACAUUUUCAACCCACAAGUUUUACCCAUGACGCCACAACCAUUUACUGUGCCCCCAACACAUAACCAAAACUCAAACUUGUGCCCAGCUUUUGAUAACAAAUUGCACAGUUUGCCCUCAGCAGCUUCCAGAAUCCCUUGUUUUACAGCCUUACAUGUAGUGUACAAACUUAGCACACACACACACACACCCUGCAUUGGGGACCUUCACCCACCUGUCUGAGAAUUUCUAAAUCCACUCCUCGCGCUGGACUUACAUUAAUAGCCUUAUACACUAGACUUAAUUGUAGCAUCCUAUACAAUAACACACAAAAUAACCUUUCUGUUAUAAUGCUGCCGCAAAUAUAUUUUACCAUGUUGCAAAGGCCUUAGUGUUGUUGUGGAAACCUUGCAAAUGGUAUUCCUGCAACCUCACUAACUUGGGACUGUAUGGACUGCAUUGAAUUACAGUAACCCAUCAGGUGACAGCCACUUGAAUAGUAAAAUUGUCUGGUCUUAGGGUGCAUUAGAGCAGAAUGUGUCCUAAUGGGUUAACUGUGACAACCAGUACCAACAAGGCAACAACUAAAGUAGUGACAACAUUAUCUCUGCAUGGAGAUUGAUAGUGAUUCAACUACUGUACACCUGAAAAAUACAAGUGUAAAACUUCAACAUCUUUUCAUCGGGAGUUAGUAGUUAGUAAGUUAACCUAGUGUCUAACUUGGGAAAUGAAUUUGCAUAUUUUAUAACGUUCAAACUUUAAGGAAGAACACGUCAAAAUAAACGCACGGGCAUUUUUACAAAUUUUCUCUGAUAAUAAUAUGUUAUUAUUAUUCUUUAUAUGUACCGUAUUUACAUCUGUGGAAGGAUUUAAAUAGUAUAUGGAGAUUUUAAGUGUGAAUCUUUUACAUUUAUUGCAUUUACACCUUGCGGUCUUGCGUACACAGGGGUGUACACCCCUGUUGGCCUUGUGCCCCCUAUACAUAGUGUACAUGAAUAGUUACCCACUCCAUAGAAAUAUUUUUAUUUAAAAUCACAUAGAUGGAACAAUUAUUUGUUGAAGUUCCAAAGUCUCUGGUCAACCCAACGUCAACUGAUGUAAAAAGCUGGUUGGAAAAACCACCAAUGGGCAAAGAAGUGGCCGUAUUUCCUAUGUCGUCUGCAAAACUUGUGUACUACAUUCAUCAGUAUUACACUGAAGUGGAACUCCACAAGACCUUCCAGGAGACGAAAGAAAUACAAGAGAAAGUCAAAAGUUUACUGCCUUUUCUUCCUGAUGGUACGUUCCUCGUUCAUUAUUUUUUUACGGUUUGUGAAGUAUAUAAAAUUGCACCAAGGUGAAAUACUCUAACGCCCGUAUUCUAAAAGCUCACUCACACUCACACUCACACUCAAUGAGUGGAGAUUCAAUCUGAGCUUCCCUUGAGUGUCAAUGCUGUUUUUGAAUAGCUGGAGGAUGAGUAGUGACAUAGUAAGGUAUGACACUAGCCCUCCUGCUAUUCAAAAACAGCAAUUACACUCGAGAGAAGCUCAGAUUGAACUUCCACUCAUUGAGUGUGAGUGUGAGUGAGCUUUUAGAAUAUGGGCGUAUAUUUACGAAACGUUUUAUAGUCCAUGAGGCUAUAGACAGUGUAAAAAUUAUGCAUGCAUUAUUAAAAGUUAAAAGGUUAGCAGCUGACCAUGCAUACUGAGCCUUGUUUGAGGAAUAUUAAGUGAGUUAAGUUUAUUGUCACUUUGUAUUUCGAUCUUUUGGAGAGGUUUAAGACAUAAGCGUUGUCUGUUAUCGUCCAGCCGUGGACAGUUAGCAGUAGACAAUGCCUCUCUCUAUGAUAGAUGUGGAAAGAUUAUCCUUAACACCCUCUUCUGAAGUCGUUCGAUUUAUUACUGUACUGUAUGUUUGGGUAAGGAAUGAUAUCUCCAGACAUGAAUUAACCCAUUGAGCGCCAGUGUUCUCAUCUUGAUGAACAAACUCGUCUGGCAUUAGACGGAGUAAAAUAUUAAAGUAGGGCGCAGGGUCUUAGCUAGGAUUUUAGAUUUUGGGAGUGUUUCUAAAUUUCCAUCGUGUGUACUACGUGCCAAUUACCAAGAAUAACUAAAUGACGGUUCUAGUUAUGCUCACCACCAAUAUAUAGACUAUGCCUGUUCAUGUUUGGUGUAUGCUUUGCAUGCAGAGUUUGCAAUAAAGCUGCGGGUCUGUGGGUACCACCCGCGAGGAAGGUUCAUACCAUAUGUGAGGUCAGUGAGGAAGGAUUAUCUUGGAACAUUGCAUUGUACUCAACACUAACACCAUAAAACAAAUAAAUGAUAUGAUACUUGUGAUGUUACUCUGAGUGUAUUAUCCACACCGGGCAAGCUUGAAAAUGUGCCUGGCCACGGUGGGAAUCAGACCUACGCCUUUGGAAUAGCAGCCCGAUACUCUGCCAACUGAGCUACGCGGUCAGGUUGGUUCGAGUAUGUGAUAUUUCGGAAUAGAAUCUAGUUCCUUCGAUAACAAUGUAAUCUAGUAAUCAUGACUUUUUCUGUGUUGAUGUAAUGUACUCAGGUGAAUAUGAUGCGUGUGAUGUUACUCUGAGUGUAUAUCGACACCGGGCAAGCUUGAAAAAUAUGCCUGGCCACGAUGGGAAUCGAACCUACGACCUUUGGAAUACCAACCCAAUGCUUUGCAAACUGAGCUACGCGAUCAGGUCGUUUCGAGUAUGUGAUAUUUCGGAACAGAAUCUGAGUACAUUACAUCAACACAGAAAAAAUCAAAUAAAUGAUACUUGACUAGUCAGGUCGAGGUUGGCAGAAUGCUGGUAGUUAUGUAAUGCAGUAGUACAACAUUUCCUAACGCUGUCGGCUGGCAACAGCAGCUUUCUGAGGAUCGGCGAUUCUGUAGCAGUCGCAUGACAUAUACAUUUAUUUAUUUAUUACAUUUGCCAGCAGUCUGUACUAUUUGCCUGCACAUGUACAAUGCAAUUACCAGCUAGCUGCUCGAUGCUAGAUACUUGUCAACAAGGGCUGAUAGAUAUUUUACUUUCUGGGACCUGAAGAGAACAUUGAAAAUUGUCUGCAAAUAAUCAAGUAAAUUGACACUCGGACACUGUAACUGUGUGAUGUUGUCACACUGAAUGUCAUGCUAUAUAUUUUAACAGAAAAUAACAGUGCAAUUUCAUUGCACUGAGAAUCUUAAUAAAUAUGGAAUAUAGGGUCUAAUCCUAAGGUAAAUAGAGAUGCUAAAAAAGGCACUACUAUUGGAUCCAUGCUCUCCCAGAAAAUUUUGAAGCUGACGUUGCGUCAUUUGAUCAAUUUCUAAAGUUGUUUCUUUUUGGAUUUACUGUAUUUAGUUGGUUAGGGUUAGAGUUGCGGUUAGGGUUAGGGGUUAGAGUAGGGGGUAGGGUUUGGGUUAGUUACAUAGUCAUUUAACACCUCUUCCAUCUUCCGAAAAUGACGUCACGUCAGUUUGGUAGAUGGAAACAAGUGCUGACUGUGCGGGCUAAAAAUGCAUUUGCCAUACAACAUUUGUUACAGUAUUUUAGCAUUAUACUCAAGGUUUUCAGUCAAAAUGUUUUGCAGUGUAAAUAAUCUUACUGUAUUAUAUCUACAGGUGUAAUAGAAAAACGACCAACGUGGCCUAUCGCAUUCCCUCAUCCUUACGUUCCGAAGACAAGGUUUGGUGUGAUAGGAUGGCAAUACUUUACCCGGACUCAUAUCUAUGGCUUUAGUGAUGACAAUCCUGAAAUAAGACUGGAAGAUGAAUAUAAGGAGGAUAUCGACGAGGUCUUCGAGACCUCCGUGAAAAUGCUUCAGGAGGAAAUGGGAAGCAUGUAUAAAGUUUUCAGACUCAUCAAUGGUUAUCGUAAGUUCGAUAUGCUACGAGGGACUGACUAUCUGUUGGAUAUUGGUUUGAAAACUUCUGAGAGUUCCAAAGAAGAGAUCAGGAAGCGUGUUCAACUUCUCAGACCGUUGACCGUUCUUGAAAGUGUUCAUAUGCCACAUCCAACCACACAACGAGGCGUUUAUCUUGUCUUGCCUGUGAGAAAGUAAGUAGCCUGGCUAAUAGGAGAUGGUAAGAAUACUUUGGAUUGAUAGGAAUGCAACUGUACAGUACCUGAAAUAUUUUAGGAAAACGUCGACGUUUCGAGCGAAGGCCCUUUCGUCGGGAUGUUAGUAGCUGACAGUUGGCUACUAACGAGGCUACUAACUUGUGAACUUUAUUUAUUUAUUUGACUGUGAACUUUAUUUAAGCACGGAGGCCUGUUAUCCAAAUUGAAAUGAUCUUCCCAAGCGCCGUGACAUUUGAAAUAUUUACAAGAAAAAUGAUAAAUUAAAGCUAUACAGUACAUAACAAAUUAUUUCUACAGUGUAUUUAGUGACGUGAAAUUCCUAUUUUCAAUUGGUAUUGAAUUCCAUACCACUGCUCCAUUAUAUUUCAGACUAUUUUUCAAAAAAUUAGUGUUUGGUUUAGGGAUAACAAAAUUGUAGUCAUGUCCUCGUGUACCAUGACUGUGAAUUAAAUUCGCUCGAUUAAAUGGCCGUGAAAGAUAAGAUGUGUCUAAUUUGUAGAAUACUUUGAACAUUAGUCAUGAUUUUUGUUUCAUUCGCAUACCUUCUGGUGUCGGCCAAUGUAUGUUAUUCAAAAUUUGGGAAGAGCGUAUUUCAUAACUCAAUGAUUAUUGCUGCGUACUUGAGCUGGUAGAAACUUAAGCCUCGAGGUGAACUUACUCUUUAGAGUGUACAGGUUUCUGAAAGGUAAUUCAUUCAGUAACUUGACACUAUGAGUUAAAAGUGAGAAAGACAACAAUUGAAUACACAAACACUACAAUCGACUCCACCAUUCCUUAGUCCCAUCAGUCCAUUCAUAUUGACAUGUCAGACGUACAUACAUGCAUUAUAUACGGUUACGCAAACGGUUUGAAUACCUUGGGCUUGGUAAGGUCAUAUGGUACCAGCAAAAUGUAAGUCCCCAGAUAGCAAGAUUCUCGCGUGCCUAUGUGUUACUUGGUUGAAAACUACGAUGUCGUAAGGAACAAAGUACUUGAUCGUUGUAUAUAUGUACUUGACGUACGUCAAUACGCAUGAAUCAAAAGCCUUUUUUAAAACUGUUAUAUUUUUGCUCAAAAAUGCUGUGCUGGAGAUCGUAUUCCAUAAAGACAAAAUCAAGAAUUUUCCUGGGAGUGGGUAGUUUUGGUGGAAGUGGGUAGUUUUGGUGGAAGUGGGUAGUGUUCUCCUUAUAAAACUCAAUCUUCUUCCGAAAAAGCGGUAGCAGAUUAAAAUGCUUGAUAAUGUAGUAUUAAGCCUGCUCAUUAUUUCAGCCGAUUAAAUAGCUUGUUCUAAAGUAUUGUUUGAUGUUUUGUUCUAGGAAUGAUGCUCGUCGUUUGGAGAGAUUUCUUCAAAUGUAUCAGGCCAACUGUCUCCAGACUGGUGAGAAUGUUCUACUUCUCACGGUUUUUGUCAACAUGCGUGAUUCGUCAAUAAAGAGUAAAGACAAUAUUUUCGCUGAUUCUAAAGCCAUCUUGACAAAGUAAGUACUACAACGUUGUUCGGAAAUUUUUCCGGAAGCUUUUGCCAACUAAUUUUUUCCGUUCAUAAUAAAAUAAUUGAAGGAAUGGAGUGUUUUAGAAUUAUUUGCAAGAUCCUGGCUUAGGCUGGACACAAUUAAUGGAUGUAUAACAUGCAGUACUAUGGUUUUGAUGCAUUGUUUAUUAUUUAUUAGGUUCAAGGAAAAGUACAAGUGGGCGCAAGUUCCGUGGAUACAAGUUGGUGCGAAGCAAUAUUCCUCCCGAUUAUUACUGGACAUAGUGACUAUGAAACUUCCUGUUAGUGCCUUGAUAUUCCUCGCAAAUCUCGAUAUCGACUUCACUGUCAAUUUCCUUGGUCGUUGUCGCAUGAAUGCUGUUGAUGGUGAUCAGGUGAGACGUGAAUUCUAUAGCGAAAUCUUCCCACCCUCAAAGAUUCUCGCAUUAAGGAAUUUAGAGCCCGUUUACACUUUCUAUUUUCUAGUGCGAUUUUUUUCUUCUGAUGGAUGUGAACGAGUAGAUAAGUUAUGUACUAUUUAAAACACGAGUAGGAGUGUUUUAUCAGAUAUAAAACGCGAGGCGCAGCCGAGCGUUUUAUAUCUGAUAAAACACGACAACGAGUGUUUUGAAUAGCUUAAAAUACGACCACAAAAGAAUACUAAUUAGGAUGAACCAUUAUAUAAUCAUGCUAAUUAGGAUGAACAAUUAUAUAAUGCCACAUGUGUUUUAUCAGAUAUAAAGUCACUUCACGUGACAUAUUAUGGCUGAUAUGAUUUGCCACAAGGUUUAUGAAUUGUUAAUGAGUAUUUUAAGAAUGUUCAGAUGAGAGUACAUGUACUUACAGUAUAACAUUCAUAAAGACGAAAAUCGCACUAGAAAUCGCAACGAAAAUUGCAAAUGUAAACGGGCCUUUAGAGAUAGAUUAUUCCCGGUCUGUUAUCAUUACAGGCAUCAGAAAAAUCUGAUUAG